Molecule: messenger RNA, 1434 nt
Organism: Telopea speciosissima
Lineage: Eukaryota; Viridiplantae; Streptophyta; Magnoliopsida; Proteales; Proteaceae
Product: pentatricopeptide repeat-containing protein At1g12300, mitochondrial-like
Exons: 1
Coding region: 1-1434 (477 amino acids)
Molecular function (GO): protein binding
Source: RefSeq, a predicted model, not a curated record
AUGAAGUCUUUCAGUCGGGUCGGCAAGGUAGAUGAAGUUCUUAGGCUCUUCCGUCAGAUGAAAGAAGGUCCGUGCUAUCCCAACGUUCUCUGUCACAACACCGUGCUUAAUUGCCUCGCUGCUGCGAAUCGCUUUCAUGCGCUUCGUGCGGUUUUGGAGGAGAUGUACUUUUCCGGUGUAAUUCCCAAUGUCUCCACCUUCAACAUCUUGGUCAAGGCGUAUUCCUGUCAUUCCUAUCAGUUCAAUUUGGCUUUCCGUGUCCUGGAUGAGAUGUCCUCUGUGGGUUGCAAUCCAGAUGUGAUUACUUACUCGACCUUGAUUACUGGUCUUUCUAGAGCAGGAAGAAUUAUAGAUAUAGAAGCUGUAAUAGAGAUGAUGCUCGAUCGGAACUGUGAUCCGAAUGUUUAUACGUUUGCUCCUAUUUUGAAAGCUCACUGUGAGAGAGGAGAUGUCAAAGCUGCAGAAACACUGAUUGAGACGAUGCGGGUGAGCAAUUGUCUUCAGAAUUCUCUAGUUCACAACAUCUGGAUUGAUGCACUUUGCAAAAGUGGGCGUUUUGAUGAGGUUGAGUUGAUCUUUAAGGAAGGCACAUCGAAAGGUUGGAAGCCUAGCACUAUCAGUUAUAACACCUACAUGAAUGCACUUUGUAAAGGGGGCAAGGCUGAUGAAGCUUACAGAGCAUUAGAACUUAUGAUGGGCAAUGGACUAUAUCCUACUGUUGUGACCAUGAGUAUACUUCUUGAUUCCCUCUGCCAUGCUUCAAAGGUUUUUGAGGCAAAGAAAGUUUUGGACCUGAGUUUCCAUUUUGAUUGGGAAGUCAGUUUGGUAAGUUACAAUAUUGUGAUGAAUACAUUAUGUAAGAUCGGUCACUGGCGGAGUGUUAUGAUGCUAUUAGUUGACAUGUUAAAGAAGGGAGUUUGUCCGAAUACUAGGACUUAUAAUAUUGUGGUUCAUAGCCUUUGUGAAGCUAAAAAGCUGAUGGAAGCGGAAUAUUUGGUUGAGUGCAAAGGUUUCAGUGCUGAUGUUGUGACUUAUAACACGUUAUUGAAUGGGUAUUGCAAGACAGGAAAUUUAUCUGAAGUAAAUAAUUUGUAUCAUAGAAUGACAAUCAUGGAAAAGAUUGAUCCCGAUAUUUUUACAUACAACAUUCUGAUUGAGAUUCACUGUAAAAAGGGAAAAAUUAAGGAUGCUGUGGAUAUCUUUGGCGAGGCUCAUCUCAAAGGUUUCUUGCCAGAUCUUGUUGCAUACUCCACUUUCAUUGAUGGUUGUCUUAAGAAUGGUCUACUCGACAAGGGGCUGCAGCUGCUGGAUAGAAUGCUAGAGCAGGGACUUGUUCCUAAUAUUGCUGUUCAGGAGUCAUUUGUUAGGGCAUUUUGUAAGAAAAACUCGUCGCAUGUUUGGAUAUCUGUUGAGAAAUUACUUGGGAGGAGGUAG